UAUGACAGCAACAUUAAGAAUAAUAUGUCUAAAUAGUCAAAUAUUGCCGAAAAUACAAAAUUAGGAUGAUCUCAUUAGAAUUCUCAGUGUAAUUUUUUUUUAUAUAAACUAGUCCUUUCUUACAUAUUUAGUGUCUUUAAUGUGGCUUAGCAAUGCAACAAUCGCCGUUUGAAAAUAUUUUUAAUAUUAUCGGUGGACUAUCGGAAGGGAACGAAAAACCUAUGAAACAUGGGUUCUAUAAUGCCUUCGCCCUAUUUAUUCUAGCAAUAUGCUGUGCGGCCAUCUAUGUGCUAUUUUUAAUCUUGGAGCCCUUUUUCAAACCGUUAUUUUGGGCUCUACUCGUUGGUUCAUUGCUUCAUCCCUUCAAAUAUAAAUUAUCAAAAAAAAUAAAAACAUGGUUUGAAGAUCUUCGUAAAUCCGAUUCGUCUGUGAUAUAUGGUUUAACGUUGAUACCUGUAAAUGUAAUCAAUUAUGCAUCAGAUACAGUAGGACAUCAAUUCAGAGAACAUUAUAAGACUGUAAUAGGGUUGCUAUCUGCAAUAUUUAUAUUACCAUGGCUGUAUGGUGCCAUACCACGCAGUUUCUGCUGUAUCUUCUGGCAGUUAGUCAGCUUCAUCAGUUUUAUUACAACGCUUCUCAUAAAAUUAUGCAGCUCAUACAUAACAAUGACAAUAGCUGUUGCAUAUAUGAUAAGUGUGUAUUUUCUAUGGAGUCCAUCAAGAGCUGGAAUGUUCCGGACAACCUCUCAUAUUCUCUGGCUAGUUAUAGCUAGCUUCUUAGCUAAUUUAGCUGGAUCAUUCAAAGUGCAUAUGUUCAUACUACUACAAGCCAUCGGAAUUACAGGCUUUGUUCUAGAAGUUUUACAUAUACACAAGCAAUUGUUAUUUCGAGAUCCUGAAGCAUCAAUGAUCACAGCUCUCCAACAUGCUUUAACAAAUCGUCAGCUAGAGAGCUCAACUCUUGAGAAGAUAGAUGAAAAGCCAGAAGAAGUAGCACCAGAAGCAAGUGAUAAAGACUCUACACCAGAAAUGGAUUCUCCUUCCCCCAUCACACCAGAUACACUCACGAAGAGGGGAAGUUGGACAGGAAAUGAACCAAUUCAAAGUUCUCCGAGACAAGCCAAAAUGUUAUUUAAAACUAGAACGUUAUCUGCCCUUCCAUUACCAAAUCCGAAAACAAAAACUGCUUUCGAAAAUCGACUCUUAGCCUCAUUCAGACAGAGGUCUUUGGAUGAAAAUUACAUCAGAAAUAAUUUUAAUGAUGAUGAGACAGCUCUUUACUUCAAGCUUCUAUUUUUUGGGUGCCUCUGUAUGCUUAUUUGGAAAUAUAUUUGGCUACUGCCUGUUAUGUUGUUCUUUCUAGCGAUUCAUAUUAUUAAGAAAUCGCUUAAUUUCUUUGGUGUUUGGUUAUUCUUUGAGAAUCAAUACAAUAACGUAAUGUCUAAAGUUGGAAGCUGGUGGAAUGACAGAAAAUCAGCUCUUAUCCCAGCUCAAGUCCGAGGCGUUGGAAAGAUGCUGUCAAUCUGUAACAGGAGUGUCAUAGACAUGGCGUACGAGUCAGUGGACACAGUAUCAACUUGUAUUGUGAUCAUUGGACUGAUACUCUUUGUGGCGAUCACGACAAUAUUUAUUUGUAUACAGAUAUAUUCUGAAGCGAUAGUGGUGGUACAACUUAGUGGUAGUCUCUUGAACAGUACUUUUGUUCAGAAUAGCGAACUGCACGCAUACCUACCCGAGGGCUGGGAGGAAAAAUUGGAUUCUCUUAUUGAUAAUGCCUACACUUAUGGACGAGAAGGGAUUUCUACGGGGAUAAUGAGAUACGUUAAAAGCAUUCUCAAAGAAGGUGACCCAGAAAAAAUAGCACGCGUUGAACAACAAGUCUUGGAAAUAUGGGACCGUGUCUAUCAGAGUUGGGUUUCUGGAACGUUUGCUGCACAGUUGGGUCCUCAAGUUGAUGGUUCCGCUGUUCAGGACUCUUGGGAUAAUUUUGUAAACGACGUUGGUGCGCCAGGUUUAUUCGACUACAGCGGAAUUGUAGCUUGGGUGAAAGCAAAUGUUGGGACUCUUAGUGCCAUAGCGACUAAUAUCUGGGCUCCUUUGGCCAGUAACGUGUCUCUGUUGGCCGGGUCUUUGGGUGCCUUCACGUCCUUGUUGCUGUGCGGAGGGGGUGCUAUCAUAAAUAUGUUUAUUAAUCUGGUGGUAUUUUUCACGACGCUGUUCUAUUUGUUGGCUUCGAGCAACGCCCUCUACAAGCCCGUGGAAGUUAUCACUCGGAUUCAACCAAAUUUCGGUCCUAGGCUGGGCAUCGCUUUGUCCGUCGCUAUCAAUCAGGUGUUCAGAGCGUCGUUCAAGAUGGCGCUGUUUUACGGUCUGUGGACGUGGUUGGUUCACAACUUAUUCGGAGCCAAAGUUGUUUAUUUGCCAUCUGUUUUAGCAGCAGUGUUAGGCGCGGCGCCUUUCCUAGGUCCCUACCUAGCUGGUAUCCCCGCCGCUCUGGACGUGUGGCUCCAGGGCCGACCGAUGGCGGCGUGCUUGCUGCCCAUAGCGCAGGCGGCGCCCAUUGCUUUCCUUGAUGCUGCGGUUUACGCCGAGAUAAAAGACGGUGGUCAUCCCUACGUCACGGGCUUGGCUAUAGCCGGCGGUAUCUUCUACUUGGGCCCAGAGGGAGCCAUCCUGGGACCGUUACUCCUGUGUUGUAUUAUGGUGGUGCUGAACUUGUCUUCCACGUUCUUGAGAGAUACUCCGUCUGAAGAACGAGCGGCUCUACACUCGCGUGUCAGGUCGUUGUUGGAAUGUAUUUUAAAGUGAGACUCGGUGCUUAUCUGUGAACAUGCAUGGGCCACUAACAUUAACAAGCGGAGGGAAUUGAAUCUUUAUAAAUAAAAUAAUAUAUAUCAAUGAGCCGUGAGAAAUAAUCUUGGCCUCCUUUGUAAUAAAACAUGAUAAGUUUAAAAAUGAGCUCAUAAAAUAUCAUGUUUAUUACGCA
Vanessa tameamea is the source of this 2985-nucleotide messenger RNA. RefSeq names its product transmembrane protein 245. The record is from RefSeq and is a predicted model, not a curated record. The coding region runs from base 153 to 2807 and encodes 884 amino acids. The transcript is spliced from 15 exons. NCBI's taxonomy places the organism in Eukaryota, Metazoa, Arthropoda, Insecta, Lepidoptera, Nymphalidae.